Rattus rattus (black rat) is the source of this 4385-nucleotide messenger RNA. RefSeq names its product junctional adhesion molecule 2 (gene Jam2). Gene Ontology annotation, cellular component: protein complex involved in cell adhesion; cell surface; tight junction. The transcript is spliced from 10 exons. The record is from RefSeq and is a predicted model, not a curated record. Gene Ontology annotation, biological process: leukocyte tethering or rolling. The coding region runs from base 350 to 1246 and encodes 298 amino acids. NCBI's taxonomy places the organism in Eukaryota, Metazoa, Chordata, Mammalia, Rodentia, Muridae.
GGGCCGACCUGCAGGGCUCUCCCUCCAGAAGCUAGUCCUCCGCCGCCCCUCGCUUAGGACCCUGCGGACACCGCGUCCCGCGUCCACGCCCUCCCCUCAACCCUCUUCCACCCUUUAAAAGAAGGAACGUCCCAAACCCAGGUCCCAGGGCCAGAAGACCUGCCCCACGACAGCCGGUGGAGACACCCCUGACCGGAGAGACUGACAUCGCGACAGGACCCGCCCCUCUGCUUCCACCUCUCAGGGACCUCCUCUGCUCCGCCGCCCCGCGAAGUGCUGGGGGACCCAGCCGCCUGUCGCGCUCCUGCGGGGGGACCCUCGGCUAGGCAGCCAGCUGGCGCCCGCGUAGAUGGCGAGGAGCCCCCAAGGCCUUCUGCUGCUGCUGCUGCUGCACUACUUGAUGGUCGCCCUGGACUAUCAUAAGGCAAAUGGAUUUUCUGCAUCAAAAGAUCAUCGUCAAGAAGUUUCAGUAAUAGAGUACCAAGAGGCUAUUUUAGCUUGUAAAACCCCAAAGAAGACCUCUUCCUCCAGAUUAGAGUGGAAGAAGCUGGGACAGGGAGUCUCCUUGGUCUACUAUCAACAGGCUCUCCAAGGUGACUUUAAAGACCGUGCAGAGAUGAUAGAUUUCAAUAUACGAAUCAAGAAUGUCACAAGACAUGAUGCUGGAGAGUAUCGCUGCGAAGUCAGCGCCCCGACUGAACAAGGCCAGAACCUGCAGGAAGAUACAGUCAUGCUGGAAGUCCUGGUGGCCCCCGCUGUCCCUUCAUGUGAAAUACCUACUUCCGUUAUGAGUGGGAGUGUUGUGGAGCUACGGUGUCAAGAAAAAGAAGGAAAUCCAGCCCCUGAGUACAUAUGGUUUAAAGAUGGCACAAGUUUGCUGGGCAAUCCAAAGGGCGGUGCACACAGGAACAUCUCGUACACAAUGAACACAAAAUCUGGAACUCUGCAAUUCAACAUGAUCUCCAAGAUGGACAGUGGGGAGUAUCACUGUGAAGCCCGCAACUCUGUUGGGCAUCGCAGGUGUCCCGGGAAACGGAUGCAAGUAGAUGUUCUCAACAUAAGUGGCAUCAUAGCAGCUGUUGUUGUUGUGGCCUUCGUCAUUUCUGCGUGUGGCCUUAGUAUAUGCUAUGCUCAGAGAAAAGGCUACUUUUCAAAAGAAACUUCCUUCCAGAAGGGUAGUCCUGCAUCUAAAGCCACUACAAUGAGCGAAAAUGAUUUCAAGCACACAAAAUCCUUUAUAAUUUAAAAGAAUCCCACUUCUGAGAUGCACCAAAACCACAGUUGUCACACAAGUUAUUAAACUAUUGUAAACCUCUGCUUUGUCUUACAUUUGCAAAGAGACGGACGAAGAAACGAGAGUGGGAAUUCAUCAUAACUGUUAUGACCUCUAACUCACAAGAAAUAUUUUAAGCAAAGUGUUCUUGCCAUCACUAAAAUACAAUUUGGGAUCUUAUGUCUGACCUAAAGUGAAAUGUCUGAGGUUUUGAAACGCAAAUGAAUGUUAAUUUUGGAGUUGACUAGAUCAUACUGACUGUAAAGCUAACCCAAGAGGCAGGAAUAUACUGUAUGUGCUCUGGUGAGAAUGGCUUACAUGUUCAGGAAAUACUCUAACGAAUGGAAACCCUGUUCGCAAAAUUCCUACCAGAAUCCUCUUCUUACCUCUAAAUAAUCCGGGUUCCUUUGCCCUGUGUCUCUGUAUCCCGUAGGGGAAUCCCAGGGCUGGGCCUUCCGUCUAAGGGUUUGCACUUUAUAUUUUCUUUCACUUCUCAGAACCAAAAGCAACAUGAAGGGAGCUGCUGCCGCCAAUUCCUGAGACUCUUGGAGGGGCUCAGUGACCUGGACAUCAGAAUGCACUACUAGAACCUACACAGCUCCAGAUGCUUUCUGUGCUUAAGUGGUGACCUUUUAUCUGUCUCUAAAAGCAAUUCUGAACUGGGCUAGCUCCUCCCCGGUGAAGAUACAGGGUUCCCAGCCUGCAUAGGAUGGAGCAGGAGCACAGGGGAGAGAAACAUUUGCCCCAUGAGUAAGAGGUAGAUGACCAAGCUCACUUUGACUCUUGAUCCAGUCAAGGCACAGGAGAAACCAUGGCUGAAAUGAGACAGGGGUCUAGUGUCUUCUGAACUGGUUAUCCAGAGGCCACCAACCAGCUAGUGUCAGAAUAUUAGAUUUCCUGGGGCUCAAAAGAAAACUGGUCCUGCUGGGGGCUGGUUUACCCAUAUUUAAAAUAAAAAAUGCAACUGAGGAUGUCUAGUUCUGGGUAACUAUGCACGAAAGGUCACUUACUUCCUUUACCGGCUUUGAACAUGGUCACGUUGGCUUUCUACCCAAAAGGCAAAGCCAAGUCUCAGGAUUCUCAUCAAAAGCAAACGGGGUGAGUGGCCAGUGAGUACCUGGUAGUGAUCUGGUCACUGGGGUGAUGCCUACUGCCAUACUGCUCCCCUUUAACUUUGUGGCCUUGAAUCCUUCCUAAUCAGUAGACACCUUCCCAAAGGGCUGACUUCUGUAAAGUGGCUUGGCCCUCAAGGUCAGAUCCACACUUAACUGAGCCAGCAAGCUACAAAGAACACCACAGUACGUAAUUCAGCCCACAGGGUUCUUGUUACAACCACUCAUCUCUGUCACAACGUACAGUACAAGUGUGUCAGCGGUGUAGGAUUUGCCCACAGAUCCAAGCUCCUCUUUCCUGGUAGCAAAUGACAAAGAAACACCGUGGUGUACAAGACAUCAGGGUAAAUGUUGCCUGUGCCGUGACUAAGAGAUUUGCUUUGGUAGGAGGCUGUCCUGCAGUGCCAAGCAGACGUACAACUCUCAAGGAUGCCUCUUCAGGCCCACAUAGCAUCACAAGACCAACUGCGUCAAUUUAAAUGACACAAAUUCACAUUGCGAGAGGACAAUUACCUAGUGCCUUACCUUCACUAAUAGAAAAGCUUCCUUUUAAGACACUGAAGCCUAAAGGUUCAUUUUAAGCAGUGUAGACACCUAACAAAGUCUGUGCCAAACACCUAUUAUACAUUCUUAACUACUGUACACAGCUAAGCAGAAGUCGCUGUGUAGAGAGUGCUCUUCUGCAUAAAGGACCUGACUGUGCGCACUAAUCUAGUUAUUAAGUCUAUCGGGAGCCACUGCCAUGAAGACUUGUCCCUUUGCUGUUUUCUGAGACUUGAACUCUAACAUUGUGUCAAAAUUGAAUUGUAGUUUCUAGAACAUGUUGAUUUUAUUUUUCCACAGUGGAAGUUUGAUAAGGGUCUAGAAACUAUGAGAGCAAGUUUUAGUAUCGUCGCUGUUGUAACUAGAUUCAACUUAUUUUUAGUCAGGGUAGGGGUUAACAGCAAAGUCUGGAUGUUGAUUUUUCAAUACAACUUUACAAAGGACUUCCUUCAUUCUACAACUCACUUUGUUUGAUUAAAGUUCAUGCUACAAAAAUAGCUAUGCACAGCUCAAGGUUUUAGUCCCCUGCAACAGAGGGGGAAGUCACUCACCUAUUGUUCAGUGAAACCCAGGAAACUCCUCCCUCCCUCACACCUGCACUUGUGAGGCAGCUCCAGCAGUUUCAAGUCAAGGUCUCUCUGGUCUCUCCGCUUGGACACCUGCCAACUCGUGUUGUGUGUGUCAGAGGUUGAGGGUAAGGGAGUGCAGGCCACUGUGAAGAGGAGCCUGUCGUUCGACAGUGGGUGACGGCUCGGCUCGGGCUUGCAGGGCAGUUAUGGAGGAGCUGGGCUCUUUAUGAAUACAGCCACCUGAUCCACAGCUCACACAUUUUCUUCAUUUUAAAUUUUCUAGUUCUCCACAUUCUCUUCAUCCUCAGUAACCCUGGCUCACCCACCCCACCUACCCCGGUCCCCAACUUAUCUUUGUCAAACUCUAGUAUUUAAAAACAAAAGGAUACAACAAUUUUAUACACAACCAAUCCAGAACCUGUUCUCUUUUGUUGCCUUAUUAUUCACCAAACUGAACUGUUUGUUUUUACAAUUUAGUCUGCCCUUUCCGAUACAUUUGUAUUACAUUCCUUAGAUCAUUAGUCCUCACCACAAGCUAUGGAAAUCCUAUUUACUCCUGACAAGUCAAAUUCAGCUCUCGUGGGACAGCGUUCUCCCAUUUCCCAGCAGUGAGUUUUGUCUCUCAAGUCCAAUGGUAUUUGGUUCUUUUGUGAUAUUUAUUGAUUUCUGUGUUACAGUACAGGGAGGUAUGUAUGUGUGACAUCUCCACCAACCUGAAACCUGAAAAAGACCCAUGUUGUACAGGUCUUCAUAAACCCUAAGGUGUUUAAUGGCAUCUGACAUGAAAAAAGUUUCUAAAAACGCUGAAUACCUGUGAAGCAUAAAGAAUGAUUAAAUGUAAGCAUCUACUUAGAAUAUUAAUAAAACAUUGUAUUCUGAUACAACCCA